AUGAAGACUGUGACGACUCUUGGCAUCGGUGCGCUCUCGCUGGCGGUGGCCGCCUCGGCGAGCGCCGGGAUCACCAGCGUGGGUCCGGACGUGAUCGUCGGCGACCUGCCGAACGUUUCGAACUACAACGCGGUGGGCGGGAUGAACGCCUACUCCGUCGGCACCACGUCGUGCAACAUCGGCGACGAGGAGCUGCUCUGGAUCUCGAACAUCAACCAGCACCCGGUCAUCGGGCAGAACCUGUACCGCUACCACAACGGCGUGAUGAUGCAGGUCGGCCAGAGCUGGCUCAAGCACGGCUUCUUCGCGCUCAGCGGCAGCCUGUGCGAUUCGUGCCAGGGCACCGCCGGCUCGACGCUCGGCGUCGGCUGCUCCGACCCGUACGGCUCGGGCCUCAACGGCUCGCAGGGCGGCCUCGGCCCGCGCUUCGAGGUGAACGCCUACACCGGCGCGUACCCGUACCCGUUCUCGAACCCGCAGGGCUCGUCGGGCAACUCGAUCUUCAAGCGCCUGCAGGUGCCGCUGGUCGACGUGCUCCCGAGCGAGGUCCCCGGCGCGAUCUUCUACAUCGAGGGUCAGUACGUGACGCCCGAUGACGCCGCGGCGCAGAACCACUACAACAACGCGUCGUACCGUCGCGUGAACAUGUCCAGCAACGGCAACAUCACGAUCACCGGCUCGUUCCAGACGGUGCGCGAGCAGCCGGCGAUCAUGGCGUGGGCCGCGGUCGACCCCGACGCGACCGUCGUCCCGAUGGACGUGCAGAACGAGGGCCGGUUCCACCUCGGGACGAAGGUCAUCGACAACGGCGACGGCACGUGGACCUACCACUACGCCGUGCACAACCUGAACUCGGACCGCUCGAUCGGCAGCGUCUCGGUGAACAUCCCGAACGGCGUGAACGUGACCGACAUCGGCUUCCACGACGUGCACUACCACUCCGGCGAGCCGUUCGACGGCACGGACUGGCCCGGCGCGGUCUCCGGCGGCACCCUGACGUGGGCCACGGACUCGUUCGCGCAGAACGCGAACGCGAACGCGAUCCGCUGGGGCACGAUGUACAACUUCUGGUACACGGCCGACGCGGCGCCCGAGCUCACCUCGGCGAACUUCGGCCUCUUCAAGCCGGGCGGCAUCGGCUCGGUCGAUUCGAUCCGCGGCCGCGUGCCGACCCCGAUGGGCGCUUCGAUCUGCCUGGGCGACUGCGACGGCUCGGGCACGAUCGACUUCAACGAUCUCGUCGAGAUGCUCUUCGCGUUCGGUCCGAACUCGGGCGACGCGUGCGACACGGACGAGUCCGGCGCGGUCGAUUUCAACGACCUCGUCGCGACGCUCUUCCUGUUCGGCCCCUGCAACUGA
Symbiodinium necroappetens is the source of this 1359-nucleotide messenger RNA. The record is from the annotation of a GenBank genome assembly. Lineage: Eukaryota; Dinophyceae; Suessiales; Symbiodiniaceae.